AUGUGGGACAACACGGCCUUGCAUGAACAAAAUAUUGUGUUUGGUGAUCUUCAUCGCCCGAAUAUUAUAGUCACCCCAAAAGGAGCGAUUCUUGUAGAUUUUGAAUUGUGCGAAAGAUAUGAUAUUGAUCGUUACCCUGUUACAAUGAGUACUGAAAUAUCUUGGCCCCAAGGUGCAAAUCCUGGUGCUUUACUCAUGCAAGUGCAUGAUGGUAAUUGGCUUCAGGUGUUAAAGCAUGAUCUAAAUUUAUAA
This is a messenger RNA of Rhizophagus irregularis DAOM 181602=DAOM 197198, 252 nucleotides long. RefSeq lists its product as uncharacterized. The record is from RefSeq and is a predicted model, not a curated record. NCBI's taxonomy places the organism in Eukaryota, Fungi, Glomeromycota, Glomeromycetes, Glomerales, Glomeraceae.